Messenger RNA from Seminavis robusta, 900 nucleotides. The record is from the annotation of a GenBank genome assembly. Lineage: Eukaryota; Bacillariophyta; Bacillariophyceae; Naviculales; Naviculaceae.
AUGCUGGGUGUACUCAAAAGAUAUAUGUUUGGCGGUUCCUUUGUCGACGAUGCCAGCAAGCUUGCUGUCAACAAGUCGUCAGUGUCUGAUCCGCCACAGCCGAUGCUCGUCAUUGGGGCGGGGUUGCCCAGAACAGGAACAGCAAGCUUCCAGGAAGCCAUGGAACGUCUGGGUUUACACUGUUACAACAUGUUCGUCAUGAGAAAUUCACAGGGUCAUGUGGACAUAUGGCAUGAGCACCUCGUGGAUCACACUUUGUCGUUUGACGGGCUUGUCGAUCACAUAGUUGCCUCUGGCUAUAGCGCAACGGUGGAUGUACCCAUGGCGUUCAAAUACAAGGAUCUUGCUAAAAGAUACCCUCAGGCGAAGGUUGUACUAACUGUAAGAAGUGAAGAGCCUUCAGUUGCCGCCGAAGCAUGGUCCAAUAGCGUGACAGCGACCAUCUUUAAGGAGAUCCCCAUCCUCGAGUCGGUUCCCUUUCGCUGGAUCCCUGUCGUUCACAAGACCAGAUUGUAUCUGGAGGCCAUGUAUCGAGAGGUGCAAUUCCCGCUUCACAACAGCCACGAACUGGCUGGCUUUUACAAUCCCUGGAACCAGCAAGUGAUAGACACAAUACCCUCGGAGAAUCUCCUCAUCUUUCGGGCUGCAGAUGGAUGGAGACCCUUGUGUGAAUUUCUGGCGAACGUCUCCCAGGAUGUAGAGCAGAAUUGUCAUGGCCUCUUGUCAUCUCAUGAGCCGUAUCCCUUUGUGAACGAUGCCACCAAGCUCAAGGCUCUCUUUUCCAGCUUGAGAGCGUUCGCUAUAGUGGUCCAAGUUUGUCUUGUCGUGCUGCCAGUGGCACUCCUCGUGGCUCUCGCUAUCCGCUGGUACAAGGCGGGUGCAAAGGAAAAGUCGUCGUAG